Priapulus caudatus is the source of this 701-nucleotide messenger RNA. RefSeq lists its product as uncharacterized. The record is from RefSeq and is a predicted model, not a curated record. Lineage: Eukaryota; Metazoa; Priapulida; Priapulimorpha; Priapulimorphida; Priapulidae.
GUGGCGUGCGUCUACGCUGUAGAUAAGCCGUACGAGAUCGGAGCUCGUCCGACAGAGGAGCCGAGACCGCCCGAAGAUUAUCUGCCAAUGCCGAGAAUGCUCAACGACGUUGUCGAUAUUAAAGUCAACUGCGACGUAGAGGCCAAUACGAUGACGGUGAACAUUGCCUUCGAGCGGCCCUUCGAGGGUGCUUUGUUCGCUAAAGGCAACUACAAGGUCGAGCAAUGCCGAGUAACUGCGACACCGGGCAGCAAAGAGACCGUGCUCGUUCUUCCCUUGGAUGGCUGCGGUGUGGCUCUAGAUCAAGCCGGUGAGGGGUACGAUGCACGCACCUUCUAUAACAGCACCGUCAUCGUGAUGGCAGAGUUUGCUUGGGGCAUCCUCGAGAUGGGAGAUCGCGCCUACGAUGUCUCGUGCAGGUUCGGGGGCACGCAGAUCGACACGUUAGAGUUCAACAUGCAAGUCCCAAACAUUAGCCCCAAUACGGUGACGUCAUCACCCAUCACGUUCAGCAGUUGCAACAUGAAGAUCGUACAAGGCAGAAAUCCGCUCGUGACGUCAGUCAAUGUCCUUGAUCUUGGGGACAUCGCCACUCUAGUGUUCUGGGUUGAUAAUCAAGGCGUCUUCGAUCUCUCCGUGUUCGAUUGCUACGCCCACGAUGGCAUGCAGAUGUCGCGGCUCGAGCUCGUCGAUGAAGCAGG